UUCUGAUCUGGUCUGAGAUCAGCAGCAAUAACAGAAAAUAAGAAGAACCCUGAAGCCCGUGGAGGGAGGGUCCGGCCGCAACAGCAGCCGCCUACAGCUUGCAAUGGUGCAUAUCUUCUGAGAAGAACAGACACCACCACCACCACCUCCUGCAUCUUUUUUUUAAAUUUCCAUUUAUACUAGUGUUGUUGAUUUCAAUUAAAACUACCUCACAGACUGCCUAAAGCUGGUGCUUUGCGAUAUUUAACACAAUUUGUGGGUUUCUUGCGGUGUUGUUUACAAAAUAUUUGCUGACAUUAAAGGCAAGGCCUUUGCACUGAAGCCAAGUGAAGAACCUCAUGAUUGCACUAUACAUAACUCAGCUCAGCUAAGCGUUCGCUAGGAAGGAAGGCGCUCCUGCCUGUCGCAAGGACUCGUCCGCCCAGACGGGAUUCCCAAGCACCACUCUCCCACCCGGCACCCACCAGCAGCCCCCAUCUCUGUGCUCUGAGGCGGGCACUUGGCUUUUGCUUCUCUUCCCAUCAAAGCUCACCUUGGAAACCAUUCCCCAGCCAUGUUCCAGCGCCUCACCAGCCUCUUCUUCAGUGACAGCAGUGCACCCGAGGGCCCGGAGGAACCCAAACCCUUUGUCUCCGAGGAGGAGGAAGAGGAUGGAUGGCUCAUUAUUGACCUUCCAGCUAGUUACACGUCAGCCUUGGGCGAAGAGCCGCGGGUAGAAGGCCCCAGCCCUGACAGGGUGGAGAGCAACCCCAUGGAGGACCUCUUGAUCGAACACCCCAGCAUGUCUGUCUACGUCACCAGCAACAGCAUUGUGGUGGAAAGGGAGAGCCCUGAUGAGGCCGUCAGCGAAGGGGACGUGCCUGAGCCCCGGCUGGAGCGCCACGCCCCGCACCACCCCACCUCCCUCACCGCGAAAGCCGCCAUCUUGGAGAAGGUCAGCCAGGCGCGUCGGAUCCAGCGGGCAAAGCAGCUGGUGGAGAAGCACAAGCUCAGUCAGAAAGUCAUGCAGCGGCAGAAUCGUGCUAGAGAGCGCCACCCGCGGCGGGCCAAACAGCAGGGCAGCUUUGUCUACCAGCCAUGCCAGCGCCAGUACAACUACUAAACUCCUUCAGGAAUUCUGCACCGCGGGGCAUUACCCUGUGAACUCUCCAGCUUCACGUCCCGUCUCGCAAUGCUUUCUCCAGCGGACGCGUCUUCAUCCUUUCUCUGGAAUAACCCAAUCCCCACGAGAGACGCGUCGCCGGUUCUUCUGAACUAGCGAUGCUCCACAGUGGGUCCUUGCUGGGCUCUCCUUUGGAUUCACUCCCCUUUUUACACUAGCGCCCACAUUUACGCACCGAUUAUUUUCUUCCUUCCCCCUUCAAUAUCUCGCCUUCCCCUCCCCCGAUGACUGCGGCUUUCACUCUGGAGCUGAGGAGGAGAGAAAGCAGCACAUCACCCUCACGUCCCUAGCAAGCCAGGGGGCAGCUUUUAAAUGGCAAGAAAUGAUUUCAAAGAAUCAGUGCUGAAGUGUCCGGAAAAACUUGUGUCCAGUCAGCCACCCUGGGAAAAUGAUUUCUGAGGGGAGGUAUUUUCCCAGCUCCCUGCCUCCCACCCUGAUACUUGAGUAAGUUCUUCCAGCUGCUCUUGCAGUGGUUCCCAAUAUUUGAAUUUUGAGUGUGGUAUUCCCAAUGAAUGGUCUUCUUUUCCCUAAGCUUAACACCAACGUCACAUGGCAUCUAUGGGUGUGGAAAGAUGCCCCUUGAUACCUUGCCGUUCUAUUAGGGAGCCUGUGACAUCAGUGCCUUUCUUUAUGACAUCACACUCUUCUCUGUGGAACAGAUUGUGAUGUCACAAAUGGAGAUACCAGGUUCAAGUGCAAACUGAAACAAAGUAACAACAUUGGUCCAAAUUCAAGGAAAAUGUAACAAUGUAUGGGGAAUAAGGACCUCCUCCCCCCCACCCCCUUUAAAAAUUGGGUUGUAUAUUAGAUCCUCUUUGAGUUAACCGGGGAGCUGGGAUUGGGCUGUCAUUGCUGAUCCUUAACUGCAUGCUCUAAUUCUCUAGCUGUCUGUUCAGUGGUGCCAUGCUGGAGUAGAGGGAGCUCUGCUUGAGCAUCUGCCUAGCCAGAAGUGAUGGCUCUGUGUGGGAAAGGGGUGUCACAUGAGGUCACCCCCCACCCCGUGAUUACUUGGUCACAUGGUGUGGCUGGGUCAAGUCUCCGUGGAGCUGAGUCUGCAAGCUUAUGCUGGGCAGGGGGAGGCAGAGGCAGGCGUAGAGACCAGCUGGGCACUUCAAGAAGAGGCUGCUGCUCUCUGGAGGAUGAUGGUUGGGGGUACUAUGACUCGAGUGGUUCUGGGCUUGUGGCCCUACUGCCAGCAGACAGGAUCGUCCAUAUUCCUACCAAAUACCUAAGACCCGACGUGUUGAGCCCCCACAACUCCCACUGAAAUACGUGGGAGCUGCAGCUGCUCAGCGCGUCUGGAAACCCUUCCUGCCCCACAGCCUUCCCAAAGGAGCACAAGGGCCACUGCAUUCCUCUGGUGCUUUCAGGAGCAGGGAGCUCUUGCGCGGUUAUUGCCGGGGAGCCGGCGCUAGAGAGACAGGAACAAAUCCUCUCAUGAAACGGUCAGGAACAUUCACCAGCUUAGGCAGACACAGCCACCUUCACCCCACCCUGUGACUUGCUUUUUUCUCCGAUGCCCUUGAAAGACUCAUCCGUCCCACAGGCUGGGCUGAAGUUGUGGGGUGUUUAUUGCGAUUGGCUGUAACCCUGUAAUAGAUCUUCGGAGCCAAUGGUUUACCAACGAAGGAGGGGCCUACCUGCUAGUCCAGGUUGUCAUGUCCUCGGUCCAGCCAAGUCACUGCGUUUCUGAAAAAGGCUCUCUCUGGUCUCCACUGGGUUAGGGGCUGUAGGGCCGCCAGUGAUCCGCACGUUUCCAGACCGGACUUGCUAGUUUUUUCUUUUUACUUUAAGUCAAAUGUUGACCCUUGGAAAACAAACUAGCAAAGCAGCACUGUGUAAAUCCCAGCCCUUUCUGGGGAGCGGUGAGAGGCGCCACUCCCAGCUGCCAGGACAGCCUCACCCCCAGGGGAGAGCUAGGCAAGGCAGCAUCCCCAGGACAGCAGCAGGGACACCACACCAAGACAUGCAUGGAAAUGUCUUCUGAGGAAAGCCCCGCUUUCUUCGGGGCCCACCCACUAGCCACGCCUGGACUGACAUUGCUGACAGAGGAGGACUGUGCAGAACUGCCUGUACGCUGCGCUCCGACUGGCCGGAGGAUUCACCCAAAUGAGACAUGAGGCGCUAAUGAAUCCCAAGGGAUCCCACUGUCGCCUCAGUGCCCCCAUAGGGAGAAACCUCUUCCUCCACCCUCCAUAGGGAGAAACCUCUUCAGAUGAUACGUCUUCAGCAAAGUCCUACAGCUAGUGGUAGGACUAACUCCCGUGCUCAGUCAGUCCGUGUGGUUCGCCACCGUGCCCAGUGUUAGGGAGAACAGCACGGAAAGGGGCUUCUGCAGCAGUCACAAAGGUGGCAAAGUACGUUGGAGCUGGUAGCGAAAGUUUGUGAAACGAGAGGAAGCAGGAGAGACUGGGAAGGAAAGAAAGGCAAGAGGAGCGAGGACAAGAAAUGAGGAGGAAGCCUGGAGCAGCUGAGAAGGUGCAAGCCACGGCCAAGAACUGGGUCCUGCAGGUCUGUCUACUUGGAUGGAAAAAGAUACAAGUCCCCCAACAAGAGGUACAUAAGGCAGCACCUGGAUUCCAGUGUAAAAGGCAGAGCUAAUGCUGGCUAGUUUGAUAGUCCCUACAGGAUUACAGUGAGAAAUAAAAUACCAGGAGUUGUUAACUGUGCGAAAGAUUGACCUGAAUAACCAUAUUCGUCCCUGGUGGGUUUAAUGCUGCUGUGCCAGAGCUGGGCUUAGCCGUACGUGGCCACAGCCGAGAUAAAGGAGCCACAUGUGAAUGAUCCACGAGAUCAGUAAAACUGCAAAGCUUUAUGAAAAUCACUUUCUGCCAUUAAUGCGCCUUGUUUUACGGCUUGCCCUCCAUUCCCCAUGGGGGAAUGAAACUCCACGGCCCACGUCCUGGUGGCAGG
Molecule: messenger RNA, 4075 nt
Organism: Pelodiscus sinensis (Chinese soft-shelled turtle)
Lineage: Eukaryota; Metazoa; Chordata; Testudines; Trionychidae
Gene: TP53INP2
Product: tumor protein p53 inducible nuclear protein 2
Biological process (GO): autophagosome assembly; positive regulation of DNA-templated transcription
Cellular component (GO): autophagosome; nucleus
Source: RefSeq, a predicted model, not a curated record